GAGAGAGAGAGAGAGAGAGAGAGGAGGGCUUUAGAGAUUGCACUCAUUGUUGCCUCAGAGCGAGCGACCAGCCGUAGUGUGUGUGUGCGCUUGGGCCUGACUGUAAUGACUAAAAGCAUCAGACGCCUCAGCUGUUGAUACAGCCCGAGAGAGCGAGAGAGAGAGUGUGUGAAUGUGUGUGUGUGUGCAGUAGAGAGAUAGAGAGCAAGAGACAGAAAGAGCAGGAGAGUGAGAGAGAGCACUUGAGCGAGCGAGGGAGUGUGUGAGAGAAGUGCAAAAAAAGGGAAGAAGGGAAGAAGGCGGCAAAAAAGGAAGGAUACUACAAGCAUGCUGUGCUGUAUAAGAAGAACAAAGCCGGUGGAGAAGACCGAAGACGGUGACCAGGAGAUCAAGCAAGAUGGCACCAAACCAGAAGACAAAGCCCACAAGGCUGCCACCAAGAUCCAGGCGAGCUUCCGCGGACACAUAAUCCGGAAAAAAAUGAAGGAUGAUGACAAGGAGGAGGACAGUCCUGCUGCUGAGGCCAAGGCCGAAGAAAAUGAAGGAGAGAAGAAAGAGGAAGAGAAAGCUACUUCUCCCACUGCAGAGAAACAAGAAGCUGCCAAAGAGGAGGAGAAGGCCAAAAGUCCCACUAACUCUCCAGCAGCAGAGGAAAGCAAGGCUGAUGCUCCUGCCACUUCCCCUUCAGAAACUAAACAGGAUGUGAAGGAGGAACCAAAGGAAGUAGAGAAGCCUAAAGAAGCAGAAAGUGCCGAAGCCGAGGCAGAGAAGCCCUCAGAGAAUGUAGACGCGGAGGAAAAGGAGGAGGAGAAGGUGGAAGCCAAACAAGCCGACGUGCCUGCCACUGCUAGCAAGACAGCUGAUUGUGAAGCCGAAGUGAACCAAACGCAAGACAAACCAGCAGAUGCUGCGGAAGACUCCGAGCAGGCAGAGGGCGAUGUUUCGGAGGCGGCGAAGGAGGACGACAAGGCCGAGAGCGCUUGAAGAGAACCGCCGCUGCAACACAAUACCAGAUAAUUUAAACGGUUGCUCUUUUGCCCUCUGAUUGUCGAGACAGUCAGUUUAAAUUUGUUUGGUCCUAUAUAUUUUCUUUCGUGUGGCAAAACGAUUUUCUUACAUCUUUCGGGGGAGGGGUGUGUUUUGGGGUAGGAGGGGUGGAGGGAGGGGGAGGUUUCCAUACGCAACUUUUUGCGGCUCAAGCUAGCAGUGAACGUGCGAGAAAACGUGGCUGCUUCUUGGACGUGUGAGACAAACAACAUCGUACGUUCGACAACGUCACCAAAAAAAUAAUAAAAGGGACAGAAGACGCAAUUUCAAACUCAAAACCCGUUCGAACCUGGUUUGCAUUUCUAGCUAUUCCCACACACACACACAAACACACACACACACACUAUAUACACACAGACACACACUAUAUACACACAUACACACACACUAUAUACACACAUACACACAAACACACACACUUGCCUUUUUCCAUUUACCGUAGUAAUAGUGCACUGCUAUUUAUUAGGGAGAAGUAUUAUAUUAUUCCCUUUCAGUGUUUUCUGCUAAUGCAUUGUUUUGGCCAGCGUUUCAUGGAUAGCUUGAACCCAUUCGACUCAUUUGCAUGGAAAUUUUCCUCCUUAGAGGGAAAUGAAAAAAAAAAAAGCAUAUUUAAAAAAAAAAAAAAAAAAAAAACCUCCUCGCAGUCACGAGUAACCAAAACGUUGUGGCUUCUUUCUCGAUGUCCUCGGUGUUGUUAAUGGCGGUUUGAUGAUAUCGACUGGAAUUAUUCCUGCGCUGAUGUUGAAAAACGAAAGAGAAAAAUUGAACAAAAUAAUAAAAAAAAAUAUAAAUAAAACAAAUCAGCCUUUUUUCCUCCUCCUAUGUUCACGUGAGAGUGCAAUGUCCAGUUUGAAUCUUAAAAAGGAGUUCAAUUGUGGAAAAAAAUUAAAUAAAAUUUAAAAAACGUUUCAAUGUCUGUUUUCAAAAAUAAAGAAAUGUGCCAAUUAUCAUCACAA
Messenger RNA from Clarias gariepinus (North African catfish), 2003 nucleotides. It is a transcript of the gene gap43, whose product is annotated as growth associated protein 43. The coding region runs from base 328 to 984 and encodes 218 amino acids. Gene Ontology annotation, biological process: regulation of growth. The transcript has 3 exons. Lineage: Eukaryota; Metazoa; Chordata; Actinopteri; Siluriformes; Clariidae. The record is from RefSeq and is a predicted model, not a curated record. Gene Ontology annotation, molecular function: protein binding.